Molecule: messenger RNA, 3301 nt
Organism: Chara braunii
Lineage: Eukaryota; Viridiplantae; Streptophyta; Charophyceae; Charales; Characeae
Source: the annotation of a GenBank genome assembly
UCCUUUGAGGAUGUCGCCUUCCAGCAGGCAGCCCUGCAAGAGGCACAGUUACAGCAAGCAUUAGGAUAGAUAAAGAGAGAGAAAGAAAUGAUGAUUAGAAGGAGAAUCAGGAUGCAACGAAGAGGGGCAGACAUAGAGGAGUUAGAAAGGAUGCACCUGACCACUAUGGAUGAUGAUGUGAGAGUAGUUAGGAGGGCCCUGCUAGGCGUUAUAGAAAUGCAGGAGCAUCAAACUACCAUCCUCCAUGACAUCCAACAGAGCCUAGCCGUUUUGGCAGGCCGUGCUCAGGCAGCACCAUCUCCAGCAGGGCCUGGUGCCUGGCCCGUGCCAUAUCCUCCCUUCUCUAUCCCACCGGUGACUGGGGUAUCCCCAUAUGUAGCCCCGUCAACGGUUGCUAUCGUUUCCCUGGGCAUGCCACUGUCAGGAGGGGUAUCAGCAGGGAGUAGUUUACAGGUUACUGUUCAGACAGUGUUUACUCCAAGUCCGUCACAGGUUGCAAUCACCACGCAGCCUGCUGUCUCGCAGCCAGUGCAGCUUCAGGGCACACAGCCCCAGCAGCUAGCACAGCAACCUGUUUCACCGGGUCCACAGCCUGGAAUGAUGCAUGGACCGGGACAGACACAGUGGGUUCCAAAGACGGCCAUCACCGCUCCCAAACCUUUUACAGGGGAUAAGAGAGGCGAGGACCUCGACACAUGGUUGAGGGUUGUGMCGGUCUACGUCAAGUGCAAACUCUCCUUGCCGCAUGAAGAAGUGUUUGUGGYUGCGUCUUACCUCGAGGGUAGUGCAGCAAGAUGGUUGAGCGGUCUAGUGCAACUUCAGGGRUAUGGUCAUGACUUCCUCRCUUGGGCGGCCUCCCARAAAUUGGAGGACUUCCUAAAGAUGGUGGAGGAGAGGUGGCAUGAUCCUCAGGAGGCUCAAAGGGCCACUGACGCGAUCCUGAUACUGCACACGCGGCAGUUCAAGUYAGUAAGGGAAGCCACCGACGCUGUAGAGCGUUUGAUCUGUGUCCCUGGGGUACGUUAUGAUCCUCAGGUCCUGUUGACUUCGUACCUGAGAUGCUUUUCUCARCCUCUCAGGAACCAGUUGGCAAAAGAGGCCAACAUCAAUAUGCACAACUUUCCUUCGUUUAGCAAGGUGGCCCUAGACCUAGAAGCAAAGAUAGGGCAUGGACAGGCACCCACUACGGAAGGGAGAAAGAAGRCACUGCCUCCCAAYUGGAAGGCGAAGGGUCGCUURAUGUUURUCGACAAUGAUGGUUCAACCAUCGAGUUGGACGGCAACUUCCAGGAGGGAGUAGGUGCAGAGGCAGGUGGCGAUACUUCAGAGGGUGGAGUACGCCUGAGUCGACCUGUGGAGUCGACCUGUGCCAACAAACAGCGCAUGGUAGUUAAUGACUACCUCCAUGAUGUAGAGUAUGUUUUCCCGUACGCGGGAGGGGACUUGAGACAUCGUGUCUCGUUCCUGGUGAGUGACGAGCUCCCAAUGGACAUGUUACGAGGGGUUGUUGAGAGGGAGGUCGUCCACGCGAUAGAGAUUAUCCCAGGGUCUAGUAUUCCAAGGGGGAGAAUCUAUCGGAUGUCUCCAGGCGAGCUUGAUGAGCUUCGCCGCCAACUCAUGGAACUCGUAGAGAAGGGCUGGAUCUGGCUGAGUGUCUCUCCUUAUGGGUCUCUAGUUUUAUUCGUACCUAAGAAGAAGGAGGGAACCCUUAGGAUGUGCAUUGACUAUAGGGGCCUCAAUGCCAUCACUGUCAAGAACAGAGAGCCCCUACCGCGCAUCGACGAUCUGCUAGAUAGAGUGCAAGGGUGUCGGUACUUUAGCAAGAUAGAUCUGAAGUCCGGGUACCAUCAGAUUGCCAUACGGCCCGAGGAUCAACACAAAACCGCUUUUCAGACCAGGUACGGUCUGUACGAAUUUGUGGUGAUGUCUUUUGGCCUUUGCAAUGCUCCUGGCACCUUUCAGCACGCUAUGAAUCGGAUAUUCCAUGACUACUUGGAUAAGUUUGUCAUCGUGUACCUCGAUGACAUACUUAUUUUCAGUAAGACUGUCGAGGAACAUGUGGCACAUCUGGACAAAGUCCUCGGCCUCCUGCGACAGCACAAGUUCAAUAUCAACGGUGAGAAGUGCGAGUUUGGCCGCACCCGUGUUGUGUACUUGGGUCAUGAGAUUUCUGCGGAGGGAUUGAAGCCUGAUGACGCAAAGGUGGCCAACAUUCGUGAUUGGCCACGUCCUCAGUCUGUGACUKAGAUGAGAUCUUUCUUAGGAAUGACAGGCUACUAUAGGACUUUCGUUAAGAACUACAGCAUAGUGGCCACUCCUUUGACUGAUCUUACCCGCCUUGACACCCCUUGGGAGUGGACAGAUAAGUGCGAGGCUGCUUUCAGACAUCUGAAGCAUGCACUGACACACUAUGAAGUCUUGAAACUUCCUGAUCCYGACAAGCCRUUUAUAGUYACAACGGAUGCCAGCCAAUAUGGCAUUGGCGUCGUGCUUGCGCAGCAGGAGGGGCCAAAGUUGAGGCCAGUAGAGUACAUGUCCAAGAAAAUGCCGUCUCAGAAGUUGGCUAAGUCCACUUAUGAGAAGGAACUCUAUGCGGUGUACAAGGCUCUCACCCAUUGGAGACACUAUCUCCUUGGGCGGUUCUUCAUCCUCCGGACUGAUCAUCAGACCCUGCGAUGGAUGAGAACACAACCGGUACUCUCUGAUGCUCUCAAGCAUUGGAUCGAAGUCAUUGAGCAAUAUGACUUUGACCCUCAGUAUCUCAAAGGGGAGUACAACAAGGUUGCUGAUGCCUUGUCGCGCAGACCGGACUUCUCAGGUGCACUGAUUACUGAGUUCGAUCUGACGGACGAUGUUACUCAGACUUUGGUGGAAGUCUAUCGUCAGGACCAGUUUAUGUCUGAGAUCAUACGCAAACUUGAGGCGAAGGAUAAGAAGACCUUCGCCGAGUUUGAAUUGGUCAAUGGAUUGGUCUUCCUAGAGAAGGCAGGGAAUAAACGCUUGUGUGUUCCAAAUAGCGAGUCUUUGCGUAGUUUGUUUUUAGGCUAGUGUCAUGAUGCCAYCGGCCAUUUUGGGUACAAGAAGACCGCAACCAACUUGCUGCAGCGGUUCUGGUGGCCCACGAUGAUGAAAGAUACAAAGCUGUACGUGGAAACUUGUCAAGUAUGCCAAAGAGACAAGUCCUGUACUCAGGCUCCUCUAAAACGGGCACAUGGAUCCGACCGUGAAAAUGGUUGGAUACAUUCCCCUAGGUGCCAAUGUGAUGAGCCUUACAAUCCUCUAACAAAACACAUCUUGAGCA